This is a messenger RNA of Pecten maximus, 2300 nucleotides long. Its product is annotated as sulfotransferase family cytosolic 1B member 1-like. The coding region runs from base 111 to 1016 and encodes 301 amino acids. Gene Ontology annotation, biological process: sulfation. The record is from RefSeq and is a predicted model, not a curated record. NCBI's taxonomy places the organism in Eukaryota, Metazoa, Mollusca, Bivalvia, Pectinida, Pectinidae. Gene Ontology annotation, molecular function: sulfotransferase activity. The transcript has 6 exons. Gene Ontology annotation, cellular component: cytoplasm.
UUAAACUAAAUCGGUUAUGGUUUGUCACUUGUAGUGAGAAGGAGUGAUAACGAGAACAACAUAGACCGUCUGUACCACUGUAUGAUCGUGUUUCUUCUCCAGGACUAAAGAUGCCGUAUAUACCAGAACGAUUCCCGCGGUACAAGGACUAUGUUAUGCCGCCCUUCCCAGCCCUGAAAAAGGAUCUGUCAGGACAAUAUGACAAAAUCAAGAACUUCGAUUCAAGAGAUUCUGACAUUCUCAUUUGUACUUUUCCUAAAUCAGGGACAAAUUGGGUUAAUGAAAUAAUCAGCAUGAUGAUGAGAGGUUCCGCCGAAUACGAUACCGUAUAUAAGCAUACAGCGAUGUUAGAAGCAUUAAACGACUUUGGAGCCCUUGAACAAAUUCCGGAGAGCACUACUCGAAUUCUUAACUCACACAUUCCUCUUGGGGAUCUGCCGCCGAAACAUAUAGAGAAUGGAUACAGGAUUGUUCACGUAAUGCGCAAUCCGAAAGAUGUAGCCGUGUCCUUUUAUAACCACAUGGCAAAUAUCAAGGAUAUGACGACGAUGAAGCCAUCUACUGACUUCCCAAUCAGUUGGCCUCUGUUUAUAGAACACUUCGGUCAGGGAGAGGAACAACUCUACGGAGGUUGGUUCAACUACGUAAAAACAUUCGAAAAGGCAAAGGAAACCGGUAAACUGUCCAACGUAUUCACGAUAUAUUACGAGCAACUAAAACAGGACCCCAUGCCCAUUCUUAAAGCCCUAGCUGCGUUCCUUGGUGUAGAGGCCUCGGAUGAACUUCUGGAGGAAAUCAAUGACAAAUGCUCGUUUCAGAAAAUGUCAACCAUUGGCGAAGAAGGGAAAGAUAACACAUUGGUAAAAAAGAUGUCAACUACAGGGAAAAACUUCCUUUUUCGGAAAGGAGAAAUUGGAGACUGGAAAAACUGGUUCACCGUGGCACAGAACGAGGCGUUUACCUCCCUCAUAGAAACACAAAUGAAAGACUCGAAAUUGAAAUUUAUUUUUGAAUGAAUAUCGGAGGUUAAGCGUCACAUUCGAUUCACAAAAUGGAUAUGUCGUCACCGUUAUUCGAUUUGGUUUGGUUUGGUUUAUUUUGUUUCAUGUCCUAGUAACAGCUAAGGUCAAGACUAGUGCAAAUAUAGAGAGGUAUUGAACACAUUUGUAACCAAAUUCAACAAAAUAAUGGCAGGAUAUAGUCCAGAAUGAGCAGGUUAUGCAAUCUAUACUCUAUGAACUGUUAUACCAGAUAUGACCUUAGCUGUUAAUAGGACGUUAAACUAAAUAAACCAAACCAAACUAGAUAUAAACCUGUGAUGAACAGGCUAUGUAAUCUAUGUUCCACGAACUGUUUAAUCAGAUAUAAACCUGUGAUGAGCAGUUAAUGUAAUUUAUGCCCAAAAUACUGUUUAAUCAGAUGUACACCUGUGAUGAACAGGUAAUGUAAUGUAUGCCAAAAAUAAUGUAUAAUUAGAUGUAAACUUGUGAUGAACAGGUUAUGUAAUGCAUGCCAAAACUCAUGUUUAAUUAGAUGUAAACUUGUGAUGAACAGGUUAUGUAAUGCAUGCCCAAAAAACUGUUUAGUUAGAUGUAAACUUGUGAUGAACAGGUUAUGUAAUGCAUGCCCAAAAAACUGUUUAGUUAGAUGUAAACUUGUGAUGAACAGGUUAUGUAAUGCAUGCCCAAAAAACUGUUUAGUUAGAUGUAAAAUUGUGAUGAACAGGUUAUGUAAUGCAUGCCCAAAAAACUGUUUAGUUGGAUGUAAACUUGUGAUGAACAGGUUAUGUAAUGCAUGCCCAAAAAACUGUUUAGUUAGAUGUAAACUUGUGAUGAACAGGUUAUGUAGUUAUGCCUCAUGAACUGUUUAAUUAGAUAUAUUUACAUUAUGUGUUGCAUUUGCCUAUAUGUCGUUAACCAAAUUGUAUUCAUGAGACUAUACUACAAUUUACAGUGAUUCGGUCAGUGUAGUAAUACAGCUCAAGAUGAUGCAGGUUAAAACAAUGGCCGUCAGCUACUUUCGGCCUAGAGAGCUUUCGAAUGCUAGCAUUUAUUUACAUAAAUCACUACAAAAAUAAAACAACUUCCCAAGUUGUAAGAGUAAUAUUUUAUGAAUUUUAAAAUAACAUGUAGUCAACACAAAAUUACUAUAAGUGCCAUUCUUGAUCUAUACGAAAUUAUCAAAUUGCCAAUGUCGUCACGCUCACAGGGCCUCGUUUCCGAAUUUUCCGAAAUGCAAUACACGAUAACAUUGAACAUUAAAAGUCCAGUAUUUAUAAGAAUAAAUCUUGUGAAAAAUUU